AAUUAAGCUCUCGAAGGUCUUUGUUUUGAAAACGAAACCGGAUGUACAGAGACGAGAAAUUAAAAGUUGAAAACCGAAUAUAUACUUCAACCAAAGUGUACAAGUUUACUUCCGAUUUCUCCCGACCAAUCAAAUAACCGCGCGCAUUUUGCCAUAAUAUUCGAAGUCGGAAGUGGAAUUAAUCGGCAAGAUUGGAAGACAAGACUAAAGCGAAUAUGUCGAAAAGGAGAGUCAAACUCCCAGGGGGAUUUUCAGAAAGUAAAUGGUUUGUGAUUCGUUACUCGUCGGACAAGGAAUUAAGUCCACCUCUGACCUCUAGUCAAUUGGAGGAUGAAGAAACAGGAGAGACAGGGGAGGAGAAAGAAUUCAAAGUUGGAGACCAAGUCCAAGCACCAUGGAAUGGAGUCAUGUACCAGGGAAAGAUUGAAUUCGAAAGUGACAGUAAAGAUGAAUGUCUGAAGUACACAGAUUCAAAGAAGAAGACAAAGAAAAGGAGAGCACAUGUACCAGCCAAGAAAACUGCUGCAGAUGUUGAGGAUGCAGAUGCUAUUCUCAAGAAAUCAAAGAAAGAAAAAAACGAGAAAAAGAAGAAGAUAGAGGCGGCACAAAAGCACACAGCUAUUACAACAGCUGAGGAGUUGUUUAAAUGUAGUUUUCUAACUGCAUCGCAUACUACAAAUGAUAAGCAUUAAAGAAAAACAGCUCUGAAUCAGCCAAAGAAACAUCUGAUGGCCAGAGCAACCAUUAUCUCCCAAAAAGGGGAAUCUGUGUUGACAAAUGUUGUUAUGUUGUUGCUGAAAACCCAGAAAACUUCACAAUCCCAAGGGGUUAUGUGAAGUUUGUAGACGGACACGACAUAUACAUUGAGGCCAAGUGGCUUUCUAAUAUCAAAAGCCUAUUCAGAGGGAAGACAAAACCUCACUGCCUAAAGCUGAUCAUGAAUGGGUUUUAUGAGCCUCAUGAAAUUCAGAAGAAAACUGCAAUGAUUUUGUUGCAGACACCUCUUGGCCAGGCUUUAAAAGCAUUUGCAGUCACAACCUUGGGGAUGGACAGCACUGACAUUGUUAAAGCCAUCAACACCAAAAUAGGGACUAUGUGCCGCUCUAUAAAAGAAAACAGACAAUCAAAAUAGAUAAAUAUUGUGUUCUAAUUCGUUUAGCUCAAAAGAUCAACAUUGUUUAAUUUUUUUCUCUGGAUGGUAUGAAUUACUAGUAUUGGAUCUUAAUUUGCCAAAAAAAAUGGAUUAUGUUCUGUGAUGAUUUGAAUGAAAACCUUAAUUCAUAGACACAUUGCUUUUUCAUCCAAUUGUAAGUAAUAUGCAUGUUUUUAAUUCAUUUAAGAAUCAAAUAGAAAUAUUAAAAAGUUCAUCCGUAGUCUAAUUUCAUGUGCAAGAAAUCAGUAGGGCGUGGUCACAACAAGAUCAAUUAAAUCAUAGCUUAAAUUGGCCAUUUCACUAUUAUGUUUGUAAGACAAAUCUGUGGCUGAAGUGUUUGUAUUAAAUUGAAGCAAAAAUAAAUUGAGAUUUAUUUGUCAAAACCAAAUUUAAAGAUUGUACUGUAAGUGUGUAAAUAAUAGUAUUUUGUAUAUCUGGCAAUUAAGACAUGUAUAACCUUGCAUGAGUGAAAUUUAUUGAUGAUCGAGUAGUAUAUCCUCUCAGUCACUUUAUAUUAAACUGCAGUGAAAUGUAUGUACAAGUAGUGUUGCAUGAUUACCAAAAAAAAAUUAUUAGUAUUAAAUAAACAAUUCAUGUAUUCUUAAAAAUGAAAUUGUCAUUAUUUUUUUUUUGAAAUUCUAUUAUUGAAUAUAGAGAAAGUAUAAGGAAGAUCAUGGAAAUUCAAAUAACCUCUAUAUUAGUAAUCAGUUUUUUGUAGCCAUUCAUAGUUUUAAUUGAAAGCUGCAAGAGGUUUUAAAACCACAAACUAUAUAAGGCUAUCUGACAAUGUUUGCCAGAGGUUCGCUGCAAACUGUACUUGGCUAUCUGGCAAUGUUUGCCAGAGGUUCGCUGCAAACUGUACUUGGCAAUCAGAAGUUUGCCAAAGGUUAACCGCAGAACUUCACCAGAGGUUUACCAAAAUCCAUAUUUGGCUAUCUCAAAUUUGCGGCAAGUCUGCCGUAAACUUCAUUUGCAUGGUAAAAAGUCACCGUAAGGUUGCUGCAGACAAACUGCGGUAACUUUGCCGCUAAGUUUGCAGCAAAUUUGCCGCAAUACUUCACCAGAAGCCUCUUUUUUUGG
Molecule: messenger RNA, 2233 nt
Organism: Magallana angulata
Lineage: Eukaryota; Metazoa; Mollusca; Bivalvia; Ostreida; Ostreidae
Exons: 8
Coding region: 216-692 (158 amino acids)
Source: RefSeq, a predicted model, not a curated record